GUCCAGGUGCACAGUUCAGGAGCAGAGCUUCUGUUGCAGGUGGAUGCAGGCCAGUGGAGGGGGCUGUGAGGAUCAGCUUCCUUAGGGAUGGACUUAGCUUGUUCCCUGAGCUCUACACCAACUGGGACAGUGUGCCAAAUGAUGAUGGUGGAGAAGCCACAUGGAUCUGACAGCCCUCGAGGAGGCCAGGAGAGGAGCCGGAGGGGCAUCCUGCGGUCCACCAAGAGGGCCUGGGCCCCCCUGGAAGAGCAGCCGCCCCCAGGCUCUGAGGAGGAAGGCCAGAGUCGCCCCACGCCCGCGCUAGACGGUUCCAAACAAGAACGUAUUCAGCUGUGGCUGGACUCUGGGUCCUUUGUCUCUGUAGAUGAAAACUUUCAGCAAGUCACCGACCACACAGUUUUCUCGCAUGAACAAGGAAUGGUUCAGAUGACUGUGAAAGACUACCUGAGAUCUCUGCACCAAUGUUCAGAAACUCCCACCCUAUCCAGAGGGACCAGCUUCAACUCGUGCCAUUCUGCUGUGAGUAUACCACAAAGCAUUCCUGAGUGGCUGGAAUUUGGGGAAAAAGAUCCAGUGGACAUUCUGUUGGAUCUGGGGUUUGGUGCUGACGAGCCAGACAUCUGUACACAAAUUCCAGCCAGAUUCCUGGGUUGUGACUCAGCAGCCACAGGGAUCAAUAUCCAUGUUUUUCUUGAAGCUCAAAAGCAGCGAAUGGACAUUGAGAACCCUAACUUGUAUGGCCGUUUCCAACAGCUGGAAAUCCUGGGUCAGGUGGCCAAUGCCUUCUCAUCUUUGCUGAAUGAUGUUAGCACCUGGCAGAGCAAAGCUGAAGAGAAAGACGAAGAGGAAAAUAUGCAAAGAACUUUAGUGAGUGGAGCCGAAGGACAUCCAGGAAGAGAGGGGGAACUUUUCAGAAGAGCCUCGAAGCAGAUCAGGCGCGACAGUAGUUCAGAAGUGUCAGGGUCUCUGAAGAAGAGGGAACGUUUUUCCAGCACCUGUGCAGGACCAGGGGGAUGUGCAAUAGAGUCACCAGCCGUGACAGACAACCUCGACCAAAGUCAUUCAUCUCCUUCGGCCGAGCAUUGGUCUCUCCAAGCCUGUGAUGACUUGAUACCUUGUCGUCCUCCCAGAGCUCUUCUGAAAAGGCGCUGGCCUUACUCAUCCAUGCUAGCCAAGCGGACUCCUCCUUCCUGUGUGUCUGAGGGGUCAGUCAAGGACAGAACUCGGAAAGAAAAUGCGAUUCAGACUAACAAGCUCAAGAACUUAUCUGGGGUGGGGAAGGCACCAGACUCCUUCGAAAUGGAAGAGGUCCAGAGCUUUGAAGAGGAGAUUGGUGAUCACCCUGACCUGACUUCAGGAACUAAAGGCACCACAGUGAGCAGAGCAAACAGCUGCCAGUCUGACAGCAGCGGGUUCCUGGAGGAGCCACCGGACCCGCCAGCCCUGCAGGUGCCCUCCUUGCCUGGAGGACCAAGUCCUGCUGAAAAUGGAAGUAGAAAGCCCAGGGGUCAGGGCCAGCACUCAGGGGCACUCCAGGACUGCCAGCCAGAGGCAGGCGAGUCUGGCUCCAAAAGUGUGGUGAGCACAGCUUCUUCCGGUCAAGACUGGAGUGUCUUAGAGGACAAGUCUUCAACAGCUGUGGUGGAGAAAGAGUCUCAACUCGAGGCCACGGGGGGACCACCAGAACGGUUGGCCUCAGAUAUGGCCCUGGACGUGGCCAGCACUGGGGGAGAACACCCCAGGAAAGACAGCCAUCAGAGGCAGCCCCCACCCGUGCCCCACACCCAGCAUGAGGCCAAUGUCGGCACACCGGCCUCCAGACGUGACCAUCCUCUGGAGUUUAUGGUGACCCACCGCACAGAAGGGAAGGAUGGGUUCCUGAGGCCGGAGGGAGCAGGGGGCCUGUGUGUGCAGAGCCUCCACUGUGAGCCUCAGAGGUCACCUGGAGUGGGUCACCCUCAAGACAAGUUCCUUCCUGUUGACUUUGAGGCCCCAAGAGAAGCAGAAAGCAGUCAACUCUGCCCUGACAUCAACUGCACCUUCCUGACUCAGCAUGUCCCCAAGCCCGGCGAGGCCACGCCCCAUACAGUUGACCUUAUUCAAACAUCUGAGAAGUCCGUUCCCCACCCCGAUAAGCUGUCUGGAGGUACCUCUCCCCAAAUGAAGCCAAGGUGUAGAGCUUGGGGUCACAUACCACCCGUGGCAGAAUCUGAGAUGGGAACCCUUUCUUCAGAUGCUGACUCAAGCGCUGUCAGCUCCGAGUCUGUGACAACCCAGAUGUCCUGCAACCUGGUGUCAGCUGCUCAGAAUGCUGUGGCCUUGGGGACUGAUUCUAGAAGAACAACUUUAGAAUGCACUGUGUGUGACCCUGUUAGCACAGCAGAACCUGUCCUGGGGGCCGAAGCCAGGCAGUUCAGUGAUGUCUCUGUUCAGGCUUCUUUGUGUGAGCCCAGGUCCUGGCAUCGCUGGUCAGCUCCAGGAAACGGGGCCCGGCCCCUCACCAAAUCUGUCUCUCUAGACACGGGCUUCCCUAGUCCCUGCCCAGAGGACAUCUGCCGUGCUGCACCUGCCCCCUGCUGUGACUGCUGUCAUCGCCAUCCCCACCGCCACUCGGCCUGCGGGCAUGGCCCGCGCUGGCACGGUCACCCAGAAGCCCAGUUCAUGAAGACUGCGGUGCGGGAGCUGUGCUCUUACACAGCCUUGGAGAUGGAAGCAAUGAGGACGCUCUGCCGGUGUUUCCAGGAGCACUUGGAGGACAUGGAAAAGCACCUCACAGGGCAGCAGGCCCUCUUUUCCAGGGACAUGUCCGAAGAGGAGAGGAAGGAGGCCGAGCAACUGCAGACUUUACGCAAGGCCCUGCGGCAGCAGGUGGAGGAGCUGGAGCUACAGUUAGGAGACCGGGCUCAGCAAAUCAGACAAGGGAUCCUGUUGCAGCUUGAUCUUCUCACAGGAGAACCACCUGCAUACGAUACAAACCCGCACCCUUAUGACUGGACAGAAGAAAAGAAUGGCCAGAUUUCACACACCCACAUCCACCCAGCCAUGGCCCCUGGGGCUGCCUUUCCUCUGGACGAUGGCCAGCAGGCUCCCUGCUCAGGGGAAAGGCCAUGCGAAGACCCAGAGGAAAGGCAGCCGUCUACAAGCCAGGAAGAGAGUCCUCAGCAGAAACCAGCCCUGCUGGUACCUUGAUCUUGAACUUCUGGCCUCUAGAACUCUGAACCAAGUGAACCUCUGUUGUCUGAGCCGCCCGGAUGGUGAUGUUCUAUGACGGCAGCCCAGAUUUCCAUUCUGAGAAGUGGGGUGCUGCUGUAACAAAUGAUCUAAAAACAUGAGAGCGGCUCUGGUGCUGGGCAAAGGGUUGGGGCUGGAAGAGUUUUGGGGUGCCUAUCUCUUCAGAACAAGCUUUCUCUGUCUUUUCUGGGUGGUAGUCUAUCCCGUUUAGUUCUCAACGCCUCGGUAUGUUGCUUAUGAUGAAGUCCUAUGCAUCAUAGGUCAUGAUGGGUCCAAUCCUUUAUAUACAGAUUGAAAGGAUCCCUUUCUCUUGCUAACUCCUCUCUGUGAAUCCCCCCACCUUCUCUGACUCCUACGAGUUCCUUUUCCUGGCUCUGCCUACAGAACCCUGGUUUUAGCAUCCAUGCACGAUAAUGAACUUUCUGAAACUGGGUCUACCUCAGGGAAAAAAAGCAAAACAAGAGCCUACCGAUUCCCCACUGCUGGAGUUGCUAUACCCGAUGCCACCUCCACGGCUGCUGCCAUUGCCACUGCCAUGGGGAUGCCACUUCCUUGGCAUGCUGAUCGUAGGGCUUAGAGGGGAGAGAUCUCUUUUCCCAUCAGCUCCUUCCCCAACCCUCUAGCCCAAGAGAGAGGAUUUUUCUUGAAUUUUUCUUUUUCUGUUUCACAGUUUCAAGAUUCAGGCUGCCCUGGAAUCUAAGCCAGAAAAUAGGGGAGGAAAGAAACUCAUCUCCAGGAGCUAGUUCUUUGAGUUUUUUAUUCUCUUCCCCAGUUGACUUGCUAUUACAUACUUUUAAGAGUCUUCAGGUAGUUGCUCUGCAUAUACUGAAUAGGACUUUUCAUUAUAAUCAGUGGGAAAGAAAGGGAGGAGCACUUACUCUAUCUUAAUCAGAACUGAAAUUUGCCAACCUAAAGUGAUAUAAAUAUUCAUAUUAUCAUAAAAGAUGCUCAAUGUAAGUCAGAUAGAAGAACAACAAACAUGGUAAAAUCAUUAUCCCCAUUUUAAAGAUGAGGAAUCAGAGACUUGCAGGGACUAAGUGGCUUGCUCAAUGUCACACAACUGGACAACCAGGCCUGAGCCUGGGCUGGCCUGACUGCAGCACCGCCACCCCAGCUCUGCCUCGUGCCCAAGAGGGGCAAGAGGUGUAGACGCUCAGAUUACAUGUGAGGAUCAGGCAGUCGUCCUCUCUGAGGCCUGUGCUUUCCUAGCUUUCAGCAUCGAUUAGGUCAAGUUGAAAGAUGUGCUUAUGCACAGGGCAGGUUGGGAUUUAAUAUUGCUUUGUGUUGGUUAUUGGGCAGGUGUUUGUUUAAAGAAAGUGGAAACAGGUGUGUGGGCCCUGAUUCAAUUACAUGAUGGAGAGGAACACACUGAUCCAUGGCCAUUUUCAAGGAGAGAUGCUGAUUGUGCUAAUUAAUCAUUUGUCUGUCAGGACAUAAUAGAAACUGAUGUUCCAGUUACCAUUGGAAUGGAACACAGACUCACGUGUCUGGCUCCCCAGCAACCAGAUGCAACUGUUUAUGAUGACAGCAAUGAAGAUGCAGUACCUGAAUCCUCCUGGAUUACCAGGUCUGAGAUGGUUUGAAGGAAAGGUGUUUUAUAAACUCGUGCCAAUAGCACGGGACAUCAUCCAACAGGAAUUGUCUCUCAAAGGAAUUUUUCCCUUCAAAGAGAUUUAUUGAGACCUUUUAGGUCAGGAUGGCAUCCCAGAGAUGGGGCUGAAUGGAGUACUUUCCCACGCUGUGUGGCACAGCACUCAAUCCACCUCACCUAACCAAGACAUCUAUGCUCAGAAUGGAGUGUCAUCAUAAUUCUGAGUGGUCUUUUAAAAACAUAAAUCAGAUACUUUGCUCUCCCACAUAAGAAUCUCCAGUGACUUUUCAGUACAUUUAUAAUUAAAUCCCGACUCUCUACCAAGAUCUACAAAGCUCUAUACAACCCCACCCUGCAUCCCUCUAUGACCUCAUAUCAUACUGCUCUCUUCCUCUCUGUCUCCCUCUUACUGUGAUUCAAUUUCUUGGAUCUUCUUGCUAAUUCCUGGUCACCUUAGGCCAUUUUGACUUCAGGAGCAUUUUGGGUGCUGUUCCUUCUUUGCAUUUGCUAUUCCGCUUUCCCCAAAUAUUCAGAGGGCUGGGAUCUUCUCAUUCACAUCUCUGUUCAAAUGCCACUCCUUCAGGAAAGCUUCCCUUAACAACCCUAUGCGAAAUGGGGCUUCUUCCUGUAUACAUUUCUAUUUAUUUUCUGCCCACUUAUCCGGCUUUGUUUUCUUCAUAGCAUUUAUUAUGUGGAUUUUUAUUGCUUUAUUUGUUUACUUGUUCAGUGGCUGUAUCCCUUCCUAGAAUGUAAACUUUAUGGGGAAGAGACUUGUCUGUCAUCUUUCCAUAUUUUAUCCCGAGGCCUAAAACAUAGAAGAAUUUGAUGAGUGAAUGGACAAGAGAAUUAAUUCACUCAUUCGUGAACAUAUCGACACUAAUAAACAUUGGGUAUACAUAAAUAAGACAUAGUCUAAUCCACCAAGGAAUUUUUAGUUUGGGGAGGAAAACACACAUAGCUAAGAAUCUCUUCAUGUUACUUCUUUGUUUAUACCUUUCAGAAACUCCCCAUCAAUAGCAAGGUUUUUGAGUCUGGGAUCAUCAGUUUCACCAGGCAGUGGAGACAUUGAGAAAAAAAUUAUUAGGACAACAUGGCAAGUCUUUAAUAAAGUUAAUGCAACCUAAGCAAUAGUGUUCUCACUUUUGCUUCAGAAUUCACCUCCUUUUAAGUUAGAGGAGUUGUCUCUUCAUUGCAGGGAAGCCAGCCACCAAAGACCAUGUAUUUUAUGGUCUCGCUGAUAUAAAAUGUCCAGAAUAAUCAAAUUUGUAGAGACAGAACAUAGACUGGCGUUUGUCUAGGGCUAGACAAUGAAGCAGGGGAAUGGACAUGACUGCUAAUGAUGGUACAAGAUUUCUUUUGGGGGCGAUGAAAAUAUCCAGAAAUUAAAUUAUGGUGAUGAUUACACAAUACUGAACAUACCCUAAAAACCAUUACAUUGUUCACUUUCAUUACAGUGUAUGUAAAUUAUAUCUCAGCAAAGUGCUGAAAACAAAUAAGGCAAGCGAGCAAACACCUGAGUCAGAGUGUCUCCUGAGAGGAAAGGGAAAAUCCAUCACCUGUAUUUGCUGGGACUGAAUUUGCCCAGAAAGAAGGUGAGGGUGGAGCCAGUGGAGGAAGGAGGAAGUAGGGACCAGGUCCGAUAGGGGCUCUAGCCAUGGCUGGGAGUUGGAUUUUAUUUUGAAUGUAGUGAGAAGCCAUUGAAGGGUUUGAAGUUGGACAGUGACAGAAUGUGGUGCAUAUUAACAUCUUAUAAGAAUGCCUUGUAUGUGGUUGACUCCAGGCACGAAAGGACGCAGCGAGACCUACUAUAGUAAUAUGGGCAGCACUCAAACUGUAAUAGAUUUAUUUUAUUCUCUUUCUUUCCUCUUCUUUUCAUCAUAAACAAAAAGUAAGGUCACUUUAUAUUUAGCAGAAAACUCCUCAUGAAUUGUCCCAGAAAAAGACACUAGCCAAAAUAUCCGAACCCCUAUUAACCUUUAGUACCUCAAACAAGCCGUACAUCACUGGUCACAAGAGAACAAUCUAUUAAUAAUGAAAAAUGUAGACUACUCUUAUAUAAUUGGUCCUUAUAGAAAUGGUAUUAUCCUAAUUUAGUAUCAAAACCUGCUUUUCAUUCCAAAUAGCACUAUCAGAGUAAAGCACAGGCCACCUAUUUGUCUAUCAACUCUAUACCAAUUUCCUGGCUCACAGCAGCCAAUGGUUUUCCUACAUCACAAACCAACUACAGUCUUCAGUGCUAUAUUUGGAAAAGGAACAAUAAGGCAUCUGUAGAAAAACAGCAUUUGCAUUAGACUCCACUUCUUGUCUAAGGGGUUAUUUUCACUGAGCAAUCUCAAGUGGGCGGCAAAGAAUAGACAGGCUUUGUUAGACCAUUACUCAUGUAAUGAGAUUUGAGGUCUGCUAUUCAACACAUUUUUCAAUGGGCACUUUCCCCAGGGCUGAAUUGCUGCCUACAGACAGUUUGAUUAUCAAAUACAAUUUUAAAAUAAAAGAGUACAAAAUGCCCCUUCUCUUCUCUGUCCCCCAUCCUUCAGAGUUUGUCAGUUUAUCUCAUAGAGGAAGUUUGCUCAGCCAGGGACUAUGCUCAGCCUUGGAAUGCCUGACUCCUUUAGCCAUCCUUGUGACAGGUCCCAAGCUAUUACUACAGUUGACCCAAGUAUUUCUGUCAGGAGCCAGUUGACCUUGAAGUAUGAGUGAUUUGACACCUUGUCUUUCAGUCAGUUCCAAACAUUCAUAUACCACAUGCCCACUUCUCCAUAAAGUUGAGCCAGACCCAUUGGGGAUUGUAAUGAUCCUUCAAGAGCCUGUUUAUCAAUUAAUACCUGCUCCUGCUUUGGCCCAAUUUUCUUCCAGGUUCUUUCCUUUAUGAUCCUGCACAUCUGACUGUGACCUCUGUUUUGCCUUUCAUUUCUCUAACUGGUAACUAUUGACAGUUAGAGCUUGGAUUCUAGAGAAACCAUGCUGCCCCUUAAGAAAGACUACAGGUAACUAGAACUUCAGGCCCAAGCCCUGUGGUUUUUGUGGCUUCUCUUGCUUGUUCUCAUCAUUAGGAUCUUGCAGUUUUCUGCAUCUUAACUCGUAGCAGAAGUUGCUCCCCAUGUGUGGAUAUAAUGAGUACAUAUCGAAGGUUCAUGGAGCUAUCGCCUCUUACUAGAUGUUCUCACGCAUGAUUUUCAAAAUUCCACUGAGUCACCAAAUAUAGAUUUUUGUCUAAGUUGAUCCAGGAGGUUCCUAUUUGACAAAAUUAAACUUGAUUUUAUCAUUAACAGGAAUUUUAGGGGUGGGUAUAUGAGGCAAAGGAAAAGGGAAGAGGUUGAGUAGGUAUCUACUAUAAACCGGGCACUGGGUCACAUACCUUUAUGCUAUUAUCUCUUUUAAAACUCAUCACAACCUUGUAAGACAGAUAUUACUAUCUCCCUGUUACAGGUGGGAAAACGGGGUCUAAGAGAUUAAAUCGUCUGUGGUCUCUCAGACUGUAACUAGAUAUGAUAGCAUC
Messenger RNA from Myotis daubentonii (Daubenton's bat), 8318 nucleotides. RefSeq names its product ITPR interacting domain containing 1 (gene ITPRID1). Lineage: Eukaryota; Metazoa; Chordata; Mammalia; Chiroptera; Vespertilionidae. Gene Ontology annotation, molecular function: signaling receptor binding. The record is from RefSeq and is a predicted model, not a curated record.